UUGAAAAGUGAUUUUAAUUUAAAAUACAAUGAGUGUGUAUUGUUUUUGAAUGAAAAGUGUUGUUUUCUUCGUUCAAAUGAAUGGAACAAAAUGAAACAACUGCCAGAACAGGGUAAGGAUGCAUCGUUGUCGACACAACCGUCAUCAAGCAAUGCCGAUGAUAUUACAAAUGGAAGCAGUUCAAUUAUUGAAUUUUUAAAUCAAGAGCAAAAGUGUUUGAUAUCGAAUGAAAAUGAUGUGGCCAGUGAAUUGGAUAUUGACAGUAUAUUCGAAGAGAUAAAUCGAUUGUCAGACGAAUCGGACGAGCGUAGUGUCGAUGAAAUAUUACGUGAGGCUGAAUUAUUGAUGUCAAAACAACAACAAAUCGAAUCGAAUUUGAAUCGCAGUGAACUGGACAAUGAAAAUGAUAUCGAUGAUACGGCCGAUUUGAAUGGAUUAGGUGAACGUACCAAUGUGUAUAAUACAUGGCAUUUAAAUGAGCAUUUGGAGACAAUAUCGGAGAAAACAACACCGCAAAACACCACAAAGUCACAGAGCAGCGACAGUCGUGAUGAAGCAACACUGCAUACAAUUGACGACCUUGAAUCUGACGGACAAGGGGAUCGAGUUCGUACGUCACGUACGAAAAUAGCCACACCGACCAAGAACACAAAUCAGAAACGAAAAAACGAGCCUGUAUUACCAAUGACGGCACCACUAACAACAACAAUAACACCACCACCAAUAGCAGUGUCACAAAAUGCGAUCGAUGAAUCUGUACUUGAACUGGAAAUACCGAAUAAAAAGUCGCCAGAGUCAAUGUUUAAUGUAAAUGACUACGAAAACAAUAAUAAUAACAACAAUGUGAACGAUUCAAUAAAGAAUUGUCUCAAAAUCGAAGCAAAUGUAUAUCAUGAUGAAAAUGGUGCAAUGUCGUUGCCGAUACUUUCAAAACCACGAUCAAGCCGUUCACCAUCAGUUGCCACACUUGCUUCGCCCACAACUCCGAUCACUUCGGCAAUGUCGACAUCCAGCUCAUUUUCUGGACACGUUUGGACAAGGGAACGUGCUCUUGAACAACAAAUUGAAAGUUUACGAGAAACUUUAAAAGACACCGAAGAACGUUUGCAUAGUUUACGAUUGCAAUAUGACAAUGUAUCGCAAAUGCAUCGAUCAAUGCGAGAUAAAAACCAUCAAAUCCAAGAUGAAAUGGAUCGACUUAAAAUUGAUGCCCAACAUUUGCAUGAGUGUGCGAAUAUUCUGCGAACUGAAUUGCAAUCGGCACGAAAGGAUCGAGCCGAUGCACUUGAGCUGCAAGCGAUGCUACAACGCGAAUUGGAUACAGCUAGAGAAGAAAAACGACGUGCAACUGAUGAGGUUGAAUCAAAUGGACGCCAAAUCAUGGACUUGCAACGACAAUGCAAAGAAAUGGAACGCAUUUUGGCACGAAAAAAUCCAGACGCCAUGCAAAUGCUGUUGGGUGUUGGUUCAAAGAAGGCCGAAGAUCAAGCACAAAUGUCAGCCGGUCGUCGUCAAUUGGAACAACGGAUUGCACAACUGGAAAGCGAUGCCAAAGAACAAGAUCGGAAAGCACAACUUAUUUUAGCCAAUGUUCAAUCUCGCUUUAGUUCAGUUCAAUCGAAAUAUGAGACACACAUUAGCGACUUAGAAACACAAGUCUUGAGUUUACAGCAAAUCAAUCAAAUUUUGCAUGAGAAGAUUGAAUCACAGGCUCGACAUAAAUCGUCCAAUAACAAUUACAUGAUUGAUCAACAAUCAUGUGGCACCCAAACGCUGUCACUUGUCGAUAAGAAAUCAUGCAUGACAUCCAGCGUUCAUACACAAACUGAACCAAAAUCACCGGCCGUUUCACCAGCACCGAAACCAGUGCCAACCAAAAAAUCGACAAAACAAACCAUUUCAACAAAAGAAGAAACACACCUUCUGGCCACCGUGCGCGGAAUGCGAGUCGAUUUGGCAAUUAAAGAAAAAGCACUACAACGUUUGACACGUGAACUUGAUGAAUGCAAGAAAACCAUCAAAAAGCUACAGAAGGAGAAUGAAAGUAAUCGUGUAGAUAAAACAACAAAGAAGCCAUAUGAUCCAGCCCAAUUUACCGAAAAGACCAGUCCGUCUAACGUUCAAUUACAGGAAAAAAUAAAGCUACUUGAAAUCGAUUACAAAACAUUACACGACAAGCGUUUGAAUGAUUUGAAAAUUCUUCAAUCGGCCCAUGAACGUGAACUAUCAGCAAAUAAGGAAACCGUUCGACUAUUGGAACAGCGCUUAGCUGAACGUGAUGAAGCAUUUGCAAUUAUUCAAAAGCACAAUAAAAUCCCAAUCGAUUAUUUUGCAUUGAAGCAAAAGUUCACAAAAUCUCAAUUGGCUUAUCAUUUCGAGACGAGGGAUAAAUGUAGUCUGUGUCAAGAUCAUAUUUUUUGAUAGUCAAUUUCCGCUGGCACUUGAAAUGAUAGUGGUUUUAUGAAGAAAAAAAAACACCUGCACUGAAUUCCGUCAUUCGGUACACUUAAACUGAAAAAGUUUGCGGUUACAAUUAUCAUAAUUAAUCAACAUUUUGUAAUGUGUUUUAUAGACGUUUUGUUUCCACAUUUUGUUGUUAUUUUAUGAUGCUCCAUAGUGAUAGCUGACACACUUAAAUUAUAUAGAGAUAACAGUGUGUUUAUUAUUAUGUUUUUUUCUUCUUCUUUAUUUCGUAUCGGUAAUUUGUAAAUGAAAUGAGAAACCGUCCGAAAUCAUGGAGCAAAAUGAAAACUGCGAUUUAAUUGAAUGUUUUGACAGUGUUUUUUCCUCUUGGUACAUUCAAGUUUGAAUUUAAUUUGAACAUAAUAAGAUUAGAACAAUUCAUAUUGUCCUCAAUGCAAACCUUCUGUGAUAAAAUGAAGAAAGAGAAAUGUAUGUCACGAGCACAGAAACAACUCAAAUUUGACGUUAAUUUUGGUGUUUGUUUGUUUUUUUUUUUUGGUUGUGAGAAUUUAGCGUUAAAUUUAUUAUAAUAAGAUUUAGAUGGUAGUUAUAUUGUUUAUCACCAGCAGAAUUUGUUUUGAAACAUAUUUUCCAGUUAUUUUGAUUUUGCAAUACAUAUUACACUAACAUCACAUUAAAAAAAUACUUACGCACACACGUAUAUGUUUUAUUGGAGAUUAUUACCACCACAAAAUUCACUGCCACAAAUGUUUAACGAAAAAAACAUGUUAUUUAUUAUAAGUUUGAAAAUGCCAACAAAACACAAAUUGCAGGUGUCAUCGCUUGAACGGCGACACACUGAACGAGAACAACGGCUUCACAUUCUAGUUGAAGCAUUGAGCAAAGGCCGUCUUGCCGGUUC
This is a messenger RNA of Contarinia nasturtii (swede midge), 3325 nucleotides long. RefSeq lists its product as uncharacterized. Bases 91 to 2421 code for a protein of 776 amino acids. Gene Ontology annotation, cellular component: axonemal microtubule; centriole; centrosome. The transcript has 7 exons. Gene Ontology annotation, biological process: cilium assembly. Lineage: Eukaryota; Metazoa; Arthropoda; Insecta; Diptera; Cecidomyiidae. The record is from RefSeq and is a predicted model, not a curated record.